This is a messenger RNA of Ilex paraguariensis (yerba mate), 1972 nucleotides long. The record is from the annotation of a GenBank genome assembly. NCBI's taxonomy places the organism in Eukaryota, Viridiplantae, Streptophyta, Magnoliopsida, Aquifoliales, Aquifoliaceae.
AUGGACUAUCGAGUAAUCGACAGCAGCGGUACUGAUGAUGAUCUUCCUCCAUCACAUUAUAAUACAGUUUCACGAGGGGACCGUGUUACAGGAAAUGGAAGAUCUGUUGUAAAUUCAGCUCCACACAGUAGGAUGCAUGGUGACAUGGAGCUCCAAAUUCACAAAAUUGAGCAAGAAGCAUAUGGUGCUAUCCUAAGAGCUUUUAAAGCACAGUCUGAUGCACUAACAUGGGAGAAAGAAGGUUUAAUAACAGAACUUAGGAAAGAGCUCAGAGUGUCAGAUGAUGAGCACAGGGAUCUACUCAACAGGGUUAAUGCUGAUGAUCUCAUCGUUAGGAUCAGGGAGUGGAGAAAGGCCGGUGGGAACCACAAUACCAUGCUCAACAUGCUCCACCCUGUUCAUGACCUAGUACCCAGUCCAUCAGUUUCAGGGUCUCGCAAGAGGCAGAAAACAUCCCAAUCAAUACCUCUACCAUUUGGAACGCCCUCACAGUUGUUACACCCUCAAAUGGUUGCUGGAACCACACAGCCAUCAUCCACAGCUGCAAAAUGGGGACCUGCUUCAGGAGCUGGAGGCAAAAAGUCUAGACCUUACCCUUCUACAGGUCCAAGGGGUCAGCUUGCCAAUCAUGGUUAUUCUGGUGCUCUUUUGCCAAAUGAACCUACUGGAACAGCAGGUGAUCCAUUAAUUGGAAGGAAGGUGAUGACAAGAUGGCCCGAGGACAAGAAUUUCUAUGAGGCUGUCAUCAUUGAUUACAACCCAGUAGAGGGCCGACAUGCGCUGGUUUAUGAUGGAAAUACGCCAAAUGAAACCUGGGAAUGGGUUGAUCUGAAAGAGGCAAGUCUUAUUCACUAUUUAUAUUAUCUAAAACAUCUAGUGUCACUUUCCCCGUUCUUUUUUCAGCAACAAGAAAGUAAGAAAAUAUGUUGAUAGCUACAAAAUUAGAUCAUAUUUUUCUUUAAAUAAGGGCUAUAUUACUUUCAUCUUUAUGCAUAUGAUCUCCUUGUCACCUGUGGGCCUGGACUAACUGAAGUUUAGUUUUCAACCGUAGAGUAUGAAAUCUUGCUAUAAUCAUGUGCACGAACUUCACCUGAGUGGAUUAGUCCUAGUAUGUGGGGUUGGGUUGAGUCUUUCCAUCACACCGUGUUUGGUUUGGAUGUUGAUCAUGAGCGUGAACCAUCACGUGGAGACAAGAUGGGGAAAGAAUAUAUGUGGAGAACUUGAUAUCCAGAGAAGGAUGAAAUUAAAGUAAUGCGUCAACAUAGCUUUGAGCAUUUUGAUUAUAAGAGAUGGAUGAAUGAAAAAUAAUGCAUUCAAAGAGCUUCGAGCUUUUUCCUCAUGUUCUUUCUUCUCUUUUUCCUUUUACCUCCUUUGGUCCAUGCUCCUUUUUCCUUUAAUUAACAAAAUCUAAGUAUAGAUUGCAUCCAAGUUUAUUUUUGGUAUUGCUUGCAGCAUGCCCCCUUCGAGCAAUAUGACUUUCGUAAUACGCAAAGCAGUUGAGCGAUAGCUCUUCGAUUGCUACAGUCUUGCAAUUGUGAAAGAGCGAAGUUACGGCUUUAGGCAAAGAGUGAUAGCAAAACCCUCAAGUCUUAUUAAUUUGUUUCUGAACAACAGUCAUUCAUUAUGGCUGGCCCGACUAAACAUUGAAAGCCCGGUCCGGAUAAGCUAUAUUAUGGAACUGAUUUGACCGAACUGGGUUUGGGUCUAAUGGAACAAGAUCUUGAUCUCAAUAAGCAAUUAGAAUCUGGAAGGUCCGGCAAGAAUCAGUGCGACUUGCCAAACUUUCCUGUCGAUGUGAGCUCUUAGGAGGACCAAUGCCCAAUUCCAUAACUCUUAGUCAUUACUCAUUCUUUCUUGACUCGAUAGGAAUUGCUAUCUCCACUUGAAUAAAAUCCUAGUGCGAGCAACGGCUACUACUUCGGUCUUGCUUGGUUUAUUUUUCAAAAUCAAAUCAAACUCUGCCAAAAGUUCU